Messenger RNA from Tarenaya hassleriana, 984 nucleotides. RefSeq names its product F-box/kelch-repeat protein SKIP6. NCBI's taxonomy places the organism in Eukaryota, Viridiplantae, Streptophyta, Magnoliopsida, Brassicales, Cleomaceae. The transcript has 2 exons. Bases 1 to 984 code for a protein of 327 amino acids. Gene Ontology annotation, molecular function: protein binding. The record is from RefSeq and is a predicted model, not a curated record.
AUGGCUUCGAUCUCGUCGCUGCCAAAAGAUGUCGUUUUGGAGUGCUUAGCCCGAGCCUCGAAACACGACCACCCGAACCUCUCCCUCGUCUCCACGACCUUUCGCUCUCUCGUCUCUUCGUCCGAGCUUUACGCCGCGGGGUUGCUCCUCGGCCGGACGGAGCAUUGCCUCUACGUGUGCAUACAUGUCUAUCCCGAGCCGAGCCCACGUUGGUACACCCUCCGUCCCACGAGAGCCGGCGAUACGAAAUUGGUCUCGAUCCCCUCAUCUCCCUCCGACCUUCCGAGCAAUUCAUCGGUUGUCACGAUCGGUUCGGAGAUAUUCAUCAUUGGUGGAUCGAUCAAUGGCGAGAAAACCUCGAGCUUGCUCGCUCUCGAUUGCCGGUCCCACACGUGGCGCCGCCUUCCUAGCAUGCGCAUGGCUCGAGGUGAGUCGGUCGCUUGUUUGAUCGACGGAAAGAUACAUGUCAUCGGUGAGGGUUUAGGGCUUGAAGAGAGACACGCCCUUUGCCGCGUGUCGGAAAUCGUCGUGUUCGAGGGGAGCAUGUACGGAAUGGCCGGUCGGACGAAGUGUUUCGCUUAUCAUGCGGAGGAUGGGAGUUGCGACGUCCACGUACCGGACCCAGACGGCUUGUCCGUCUGGGAUCAUAGCUAUUGCGCAAUCGGGAACGUGAUGUAUUCGUGCGAUUAUACCGGCGAGUUAAGGUGGUACGACCGAGAAGACGACGAGUGGAGGGACGUGAAGUUCCAGAGACCGCUUCGUAGGCCUCGUCUUCCUCGUCAGUUCAAGCUAUCAGAUUGUGGUGGCAAUCUCGUUAUUUUGUGGACGGAAUCCUUCAACGUGAUUUCCUGCUCGGAGAUCACGUGCGAAAGACGCAAUCGUAACGAAAUUUGGGGGGCGGUUAAGAGCUCUAACGUCGUAUUGACGGCCGAUUUUUAUAACUCCUCGGUCGAUAUUUUACAUUGCCAAGUUGUUACCAUUUAA